Botrytis fragariae is the source of this 2535-nucleotide messenger RNA. RefSeq names its product putative c6 transcription protein. The record is from RefSeq and is a predicted model, not a curated record. The coding region runs from base 1 to 2535 and encodes 844 amino acids. Gene Ontology annotation, molecular function: zinc ion binding; DNA-binding transcription factor activity, RNA polymerase II-specific. Lineage: Eukaryota; Fungi; Ascomycota; Leotiomycetes; Helotiales; Sclerotiniaceae. Gene Ontology annotation, cellular component: nucleus. Gene Ontology annotation, biological process: regulation of DNA-templated transcription. The transcript is spliced from 2 exons.
AUGUCGCACUCUUUUACUCAACGCAUCAGACCUGCACCAACGCAUCAACGAGUCUCUCGAGAAGAAAACCCAAAUCAUCAUCAGUCUGUUCAAACUUCACCAGGAGGGGAGACAAUUCAUGGUUCACCUCGUUUACUUCGUUAUCCAGGUUUGUCGGAUCAAGAGGUUCUGGACCGCGUCGAAUCUAUCAUAAAUUCGACAGCUUCACAUGCACCAGCAAGCACUUUGGCACCAUUGAACUCAAUUCCUGACACUAUGUCCCCACAUCCAUCUCAUCUCUACAAUGGACCAGUAGUCAUUCCCCGUCAUCUACGAUCAAGAAGCGGCAAUUAUCGUUCUUCCCCUCCAGCUGGACAAGACACUGGGGUAACACAUACACCAACAAGCGGCGCGGAUCAUUCCUCUCUUCCAGCUGGACGAGACGCUUCGGUAACACACACAUCAACAAGUGCCGGACCAGAUAACUCUUCCCGCUCAACGGCUUGGGACAAUCCGGUAGCUUAUGCAAUAGAAAAUAGAUUGACGUAUCCUAGUUAUCGCCCUCAAAGUGCUCCAGAUAAUUCCAUGUCGGAACGUGCACUAGCAGGUGGCAGAUCAGAUUAUCCCUCUCGCCCAGCGAAUUCAGAAAAUCCCCUAGCAUAUGCAUCAAAUAAUGAAUCGCAAUAUCCUCACAAUGCUACCCAAAGUGUUUCUGAGAACCGCAGAUCGCACGAUACAAAUCGCGCCCAUCAAGGUGUCCCAGAUGAUCGCGUGUCACGUCGUACAAGCUAUACUCCCCCAGAUGUUCCAGACAAUCGCACCCCGCAUCACACAAACCCCCAAGGCCAAUACUCUGCAGUCGAACCGUCUAGCUCGUACAGUGUAGCACAACGUUGGGACUCGAGCACUCGUGCAUCUGCCUACCAAGAACCCUAUCGUCCCUAUCUAAACAAUGGACCACAAUAUUCUGGACAGUAUCAGGAGCCUAUUCAAGAUGGCAGACCCAUGCCGGCAGGAUACGAUGCACCUCCCCACCAUUCUUUCCGUGACGGUAGAGGCUAUUCGCAACAACCCCCUCCUCCUACAUAUCGUCACCAUUCUUAUCAGGAUAGUAGAGGCUACUCACAACAGCAACCCCCUCCUGCAACUCGCCACCAUUCUUAUAAUGAUGAGAGAGGCUAUCCACAACAGCAGCACCCUCCUGCACCGUCUCAUCAUCCUUACCAAGAUAGCAGAGGCUAUCCGCAACAGCAACCCCCUCACCCACCUCACUAUCCUUAUCAUGACGGUAGAGGCUAUCCGCAAGAUCAACCUCCUGCUGCACAACCACCUCUAAGACAGAGUGCUCCUAGGCAAAGAACCGCAAUCGCAUGCAAAUACUGUAGAAGGCGCAAGAUUCGUUGCUCGGGGUUUACUGCCGAUGGCUCCGGAGGCCAAUGUACUAAUUGUGCCCGCUUCAAACAGGAAUGUGUUUUCACUCCUGUAUCCUCGGCACAGGCAUUUGUACCUCUUAUUGCCCUGACUGAAGCGCUUCAGCAUGGCACGAAUUCACAUCCGGGUGUUUAUGGUGCUCAUGGCCAACGACUGCCGAACGACCCCGCGAAUCAAAAUCCUACAGAACCGUACCAAGGAUAUCAUCCACAACAAGGCGCGCCCGGGCCACCAAUGGCAUACAAUCAUCAACAAAUGCCACAGCAGGUGGCCCAAUAUGCGCCCCAACAUGUGCAACAGCCAAUUCACCCAACAUACCUCCCACCAAUGAAUAGAUCGCCCCAUGAUCGGGAUACCUUGCCUUCUCCGACAGGCUCGCUCCCCCAACAAACACCUCCAACACAUCUCCCUCCUUUGUCGAACAGAUCACCAUAUGAUCAGGGUGCUACCUUACCAUCUCCGACAGGCUCAUUGGAUUCUCAAAAGCGUAAGCGCGAGGCAGAUGAGCGCCACUUUGCCAGAGCGGCCCCAUCUGCCCCUGGUCAAUUCUCCGGGUAUAACCGAGAGAGCAAUGCUCCGUACCGCAUACCAUCUCUUCAAGAACAAUACCAAUAUCAUUCCUCCGUUCCAUCCCCUCCUACUCGUCAAUAUGGAUAUCAACAAGGAGAGAAUGUUACGCCCCGCCUACCAGCAUUGCAAAAUGGACAACAAUAUCGUUCAUCAAUUCCAUCACCUCCUUCCAACCAACAAUAUGGACACCAACAAGAAGAGAACGCUCUAGCAUACCGACCUAUGGAAGAUGGUCGGCAAUCGACCCAAUGGGCCUCGGUAAACUCGAAUGAAGCACCACGAAAUGACCCCUCUCCCAAUGGUUCAUCGACAUCGUUUCAUUCCCAGAACCCAAGCGGCAAUCACCAACCUAGUCAGGUAUCUCCUUAUCGAGCCGAGUCUUCUCAAUUUCCUCUAGCAUCCCCUGCUAGAACAAACUCUGGAGGUGGAAAUCGUGAUCAAGUGGCAAGAGAAACUGAACGUCCUAAUCAGAUGAACAUCGCUAAUAUUGUGGAACGCGAUGACAAUGAUGUUGACCGAGAUAUGCUCAGACGUUUGGGCAGUAAUAGAUCUUAA